Molecule: messenger RNA, 2174 nt
Organism: Suillus paluster
Lineage: Eukaryota; Fungi; Basidiomycota; Agaricomycetes; Boletales; Suillaceae
Product: homeodomain protein 2
Exons: 4
Coding region: 90-1799 (569 amino acids)
Molecular function (GO): DNA binding
Source: RefSeq, a predicted model, not a curated record
ACAUCAUUUCAUUGUUCACCAGAUAUACUUCAACCUGGCCAGUCUUGGGUCGAGCAUAUACCUCGAAUCCAACAUUUUCGACGACUCGAAUGACUUCUGUCGACUGGAGCUCGACUUUAAAGCAGAUCAUGCAGCGUGCGCAUGAAUACCUCGCUCUUUCCUCUAUCUCGACAUCGUCGUGCUCGCUCGCGUCUCAAUCACCACGACAACUUCCUAUUGCUAAGUUAUCCUUUCCUGACGCACCACCAAUACAACAUGCUCUUAUGGCUGCUGGAGCCUGUCCCAAAAUCUCACUAGCAAUAGAUCAAGCAUAUCAGAAGCGAGCUGCUGACUUGCGGGCUCUCUGCCACUCGGCUGUAAUGCAGAUAUGUUCAAAUCAGUAUUCGUCCAAUUUUGGCUAUGCCCCCGAUCACAAGGUCCUAUCCGUAUUCACCGAUAUAUAUCUCAAACAACUCGUCUCUUGGAGAGAACAAUGUGUCAUAUUAUAUCUCAAACAUUCAUCAACAAGCGACAGGGCUGGAACUUCAAGUUGUGCACCAAAGUUUAACCAUGAAUAUGUUCCCUUGUUGGAAUACUUCUUCGCUGAGAACCCGUUCCCAACGCAUGCAGACAAGGCUUUUCUUGCAAAGAAAUCGGCAAUGACAUAUCGUCAGAUUCAUGUUUGGUUUCAAAACAGGCGCAACAGAAUGAAGAAAGAAGGUCAAGUCUUGAGGAAGAAGCCAGUGGCUGAGGGUGCCACUCUUCCGUUGGAUAACCUGUACCAGCGUAUGGAGAAAUUCAUUGUACCAGAGGAAAAGAAAGCGCACACAUCGCAUUCCAGUCCUCCUGAUUCAAUUACCAACCUCGACGACGAGGUGUUUAUUGUCACGGACAGCCAACGCAACCCACUCGAGUCCCUGGCACCUUUGCACGCAUUUCCAUCGUCGUAUCCCCCUUCGUGCUCGUAUGAUCCUUUCCCGUCCAGGAAUGGCGUGACGAAUUUUGGUGUGCCGAAAUGGUUCCGGCGCCCAAUGAACACAGUUGUUCAACGUCCUCCAUCCGACAUUGAUGGGCUCGUAGACUGCUUCUCGAGGAUAAAUAUUCUAGAUGAUCCCGGUGCCCAUUCACGCGGCAACGUCGAUUCAUUUGCAGCUGUAGCUGCCAUUACGGUUAUACCCUUCUCUGCACCUCUCCCUGCCCUCAUUCGGGGGAUAGUUCCGCAUGUCGUGCCUGUCUGUCCUCCCUUACUUUCCGUUCCCGCAACCGCAUCUCGUCGACAUGUCUUCAACACUCCCAGUCCGCAAUCAAGACCUAUCACAUUGGUACCCGGGGCCUCCGAGACCCCGAUAGGGCAGAAGGCCCGCCGCCGGAAAAUGGCGCCGUUGCCGAGGCGUAUUCCUCAUGGGAAUCCCACGUCUCACCGGGAUAUCACGCCAGCUGUUUCAGAUGCAUCUGUCGCCUCACCUUCGCCAUCGUCGCCUUUGCGUUCAUCUUCAUUCGGGUCUGAGAGUUCCUCGCACAGCCGCCUGUUCUCAAGCGCGAGCUCCACGUCAAGCUCCUCUAGCCUCAUGACACCGCCUCCAUCAUCCCCAUCACCUCCCAUGCAACUUGUGUCUCCCCCAGCAUCGUUAUUCAAUUUCUCUUCAAAUAUGGUCGAUCUGUUUGGCGAUGCCUUGGCAGGCACUCCCUCGCCGGCCGAGGGACUGCAGCUGGACUUCAAUUCAAGCAUCUUCGGGAAUGCACAUAUCCUGAAGUCACCGGCGUUUGACUUCGCCUUCAGUGCGCCCCCCGCAGCAAGUCUCAUUCGCACACCAUCAUAACCUCUGAUGGGAAUCCGCGGACUCUAUUUUCGCAUGCUCCGGAUAGAGCUUGCUUUCUACCUUUGGCACGCCUGGCCUCAUUGCUGCGGAACAUCCAGUAAUGACGAAGAGCUACGGCGGCGCCCUAUCGCGUCCCUUCAUCUAAUACCCUGAAGCGGACCAUAUGCAGCCUGUGCAAUCCCAUGUCUAUGAUAGCGCAUCUUGACAUAUGCUGUAUCUCAUUGUUGUCUUAACACUGCUCUUGCUUUUCUCAUUUUUAUUCCCUUUCGUGUUAUCCCCGCUUUUGCUAAUUUUCGUUGCUAUUUUGCUGUAUUGAUUUGUACCUGCUGGCUGUAUGCUGUGAGCAAUUGGAACUGAUUGCUGGGUGUAUCUGAA